AGUUUCUGCUCUCGGUCUCCUCUUGGCGCCGUGGGGCAGUGAAAGUCCGUGAGAAAUUUCCCGUCGGCGCGGAAGAUGCGCGCCACUUCCGGCCGGGCUCCUAACAACGGGGGAGGUUGGUAACCAGGGAGGGGGGGAUGGCGGAGCGGGUGCCGGAGCCCGAGGCGGAGGCGGAGGCUGAGGCGGGCGCAGGCGGGGAGGCGGCGGCCGAGGAGGGCGCGGCGGGCCGCAAGGCGCGGGGUCGGCCGCGGCUCACGGAGUCCGACAGAGCCCGGCGGCGGCUCGAGUCCCGGAAGAAGUACGACGUGCGGCGUGUGUACCUGGGCGAGGCGCACGGGCCCUGGGUGGACCUGCGGCGCCGCAGCGGCUGGAGCGACGCCAAGCUCGCAGCCUAUCUCAUCUCGCUGGAGCGCGGCCAGCGUAGCGGCCGCCACGGGAAGCCUUGGGAGCAGGUCCCCAAAAAGCCAAAGCGGAAGAAAAGGAGGCGGCGCAACGUGAACUGCCUGAAGAAUGUGGUGAUCUGGUACGAGGACCACAAACACCGCUGCCCGUACGAGCCGCACCUGGCCGAGCUGGACCCCACCUUCGGUCUGUAUACCACGGCCGUGUGGCAGUGCGAGGCCGGCCACCGCUACUUCCAAGACCUGCACUCGCCCCUGAAGCCCCUCAGCGAUUCAGACCCCGACAGCGACAAAGUGGGCAAUGGCCUGGCGGCCGGCAGCUCCGACUCUUCCAGCUCCGGCUCGGGCUCUGACUCUGAGGAGCCCCCUGAGGGCCAGCCGGCCAAGGUAGCGGCGGCGGCAGUUACCCCCACCAGCCCGGCGGGCAGCAGCGGGCUCAUCACGCAGGAGGGCGUGCACAUCCCCUUCGACGUCCACCACGUGGAGAGCCUGGCUGAGCAGGGCACCCCGCUGUGCCCCAACCCGGCAGGCAGCGGGCCCGAGGCCCUGGAGACGGUGGUGUGCGUGCCAGUGCCCGUGCAAGUGGGCCCGGGCCCCGGCACCCUCUUUGAGAACAUGCCCCAGGAGGCGCUGGGCGAGGUGGUGGCCAGCUGUCCCAUGCCGGGCAUGGUGCCUGGCUCGCAGGUGAUCAUCAUCGCUGGCCCCGGCUACGAUGCCCUCACGGCCGAGGGCAUCCACCUCAACGUGGCAGCAGGCAGCGGUGCCCCCACUGGAGGCCUGGGGGACGAGGUGCCCUGCGCCAUGAUGGAGGGUGUAGCAGCCUACACCCAGACGGAGCCCGAGGGCAGCCAGCCCAGCACCCUGGACCCUGCUGCCAUGGCAGGCAUCGAGACCAAGAAAGAGAAGGAGGACCUGUACAUGCUUAAGAAGGAGGAGAAGGAGGAGCCCGUAGCCCCAGAGCUGGCAGAGCCGGCGGCGACAGGGCCCGAGAGCGCAGAGCCUGAAGCAGAGGCGGAUGGGGAGGAGCUGGACGGCAGUGACAUGUCGGCCAUCAUCUACGAGAUCCCCAAGGAGCCCGAGAAGAGGCGGCGGAGCAAGCGGACUCGGGUGACGGAUGCCGAUGGCCUGCUAGAGAUGUUCCACUGCCCCUACGAGGGCUGCAGCCAGGUCUAUGUGGCCCUCAGCAGUUUCCAGAACCAUGUCAAUCUUGUGCAUCGGAAAGGGAAGACCAAAGUGUGUCCACACCCUGGCUGCGGCAAGAAGUUCUAUUUAUCCAACCACCUGCGGCGGCACAUGAUCAUCCAUUCAGGUGUCCGUGAAUUCACCUGCGAAACCUGCGGCAAGUCCUUCAAGAGGAAGAACCACCUGGAGGUACACCGACGCACGCACACCGGCGAGACGCCCCUGCAGUGCGAGAUCUGUGGCUACCAGUGCCGACAGCGCGCGUCACUCAACUGGCACAUGAAGAAGCACACGGCCGAGGUUCAGUACAACUUCACGUGCGAGCGCUGUGGGAAGCGCUUCGAGAAGCUGGACAGCGUCAAGUUCCACACGCUCAAAAGCCACCCGGACCACAAGCCAGCCUGACCCAUCCAACCACUGACCGACCGCCCCUAUUUAUUCGUCCGCUCGGACACGACGCCCGGGCUUGCCGGGGCCCGCACAGCCGCGGGGGCCUCCCGGACCGCGGGCCGGAAGGAGGCGCCCCUGCCCUGCCCCAGGGCUGGGCCCCCCUCCCCCCGGGGCUGGUCCCCCCCCAACCCUGCCCUAUCUCUGGAGGUGGCGCCUGGGGCCGCACUGCUAGAACUGUGUCAAGAGAGCAGAGCGAGAUUAAAAGAGUGAGAAAGGAGA
Messenger RNA from Odobenus rosmarus divergens (Pacific walrus), 2252 nucleotides. It is a transcript of the gene ZNF653, whose product is annotated as zinc finger protein 653. Gene Ontology annotation, biological process: regulation of transcription by RNA polymerase II. Gene Ontology annotation, cellular component: nucleus. Gene Ontology annotation, molecular function: transcription coregulator activity. Bases 138 to 1988 code for a protein of 616 amino acids. NCBI's taxonomy places the organism in Eukaryota, Metazoa, Chordata, Mammalia, Carnivora, Odobenidae. The transcript is spliced from 9 exons. The record is from RefSeq and is a predicted model, not a curated record.